CUCAGCCAUGCGGCGGCCGCCUGAAUUCCAAGGAUGCUGGGUACAUCACCUCCCCGGAGUACCCCAAUGACUAUCCCUCCCACCAGAACUGCGAGUGGGUCAUCUACGCCCCUGAAUCCAACCAGAAGAUUAUCCUCAACUUCAACCCUCAUUUUGAAAUUGAAAAGCACGACUGCAAGUACGACUACAUCGAGAUCCGAGAUGGCGACAAUGAAGCGGCAGACCUGCUGGGCAAGCACUGUGGGAACAUAGCACCUCCUACCAUCAUCUCUUCUGGCCCCUCUCUCUAUAUCAAGUUCACCUCGGACUAUGCACGGCAAGGUGCCGGCUUCUCCCUGCGCUACGAGAUCUACAAGACAGGUUCUGAGGACUGCUCCAGAAACUUCACUGCCUCCAAUGGCACUAUUGAGUCUCCAGGUUUCCCUGACAAGUACCCACACAACCUGGACUGUGUCUUCACCAUCAUAGCCAAGCCAAAGACAGAAAUCCUCCUCCAUUUUCUGCUCUUUGACCUUGAGCACGACCCGCUGCAGGCAGGGGAAGGAGACUGCAAGUACGACUGGCUGGACAUCUGGGAUGGCAUCCCUCAGGUCGGCCCCUUGAUAGGCAGGUACUGUGGCACUAAGAUGCCAUCGGACAUCCGCUCAACCACCGGCGUCCUCUCGCUCACCUUCCACACGGACCUGGCAGUGGCUAAAGAUGGUUUCUCUGCUCAGUACUACUUGAUCCAGCAGGAAGUCCCAGAAAACUUCCAGUGCAACGUGCCGCUGGGGAUGGAGUCUGGCAGGAUCUCCAACAUGCAGAUCAGUGCCUCCUCCACCUACUCAGAUGGACGAUGGACCCCUCAACAGAGCCGGCUCAACAGUGAUGACAACGGCUGGACCCCCAAUGUAGACAGCAACAAAGAAUACCUCCAGGUGGAUCUCCACUUCCUGACUGUGCUCACAGCCAUUGCCACACAGGGUGCCAUCUCCAGAGAAACUCAGAAUGGCUACUAUGUCCGUACCUACAAGCUGGAGGUCAGCACCAAUGGGGAGGACUGGAUGAUGUACCGACACGGGAAAAACCACAAGACAUUUCAGGCCAACGAGGACGCAACGGAGGUGGUUCUCAACAAGAUCCAUAGCCCGGUGCUCACCCGCUUUGUGCGCAUCCGUCCCCAGAGCUGGCACAACGGCAUUGCCCUGAGGCUGGAAUUGUAUGGCUGCCGCAUCACCGAUUCGCCCUGCUCCAGCUUGCUGGGAAUGCUUUCUGGCCUCAUCCCUGACUCGCAGAUCUCGGCGUCUUCCAUCAGAGGCUACGACUGGUCUCCCAGCAUGGCCCGCCUGGUGAGCAGCCGCUCGGGCUGGUUUCCGAGCUUGCCCCGCCGGGUGAGCAGCCGCUCGGGCUGGUUUCCCCGCGUCCCCCAAGCCCAGCCUGGGGAGGAGUGGCUACAGGUGGAUCUUGGGGUCCCGAAGAAUAUCAAAGGCGUCAUUAUCCAGGGGGCUCGCGGAGGGGACAGCGUGACCACCACCGAGUCCCGCUCCUUUGUGAAGAAGUUUAAGGUGGCCUACAGCAUGAAUGGAAAGGACUGGGACUUCAUCCAGGACCCCAAAACAAUGCAAGCCAAGCUUUUUGAAGGUAACAUGCACUAUGAUAUCCCUGAAGUCCGGAGGUUUGACCCUGUUCCUGCCCAGUACGUCCGAGUGCACCCCGAGAGGUGGUCCCCAGCGGGAAUAGGAAUGCGCCUGGAGGUGCUGGGCUGCGACUGGACAGAUGUAAAGCCCACUGCAGAGACGCUGGUGCCCACUUUGAAGAGCGAAGAGACCACCACCCCAUACCCAACUGAUGAAGAGGCAACCGAGUGUGGUGAUAGCUGUGGGGAAGAGGAGGAUUUCCAUCUCCCUGCGAACUUCAACUGCAACUUUGAUCUCCCUGAAGACCUCUGUGGUUGGUCACAUGACGUGGCAACAGGUUAUACGUGGUCUUUUCGGCCUACAAGCACCUGGAUUGGCAACUCUGAACCAAGCCCUGAGACUGUGCCUG
Messenger RNA from Phaethon lepturus (White-tailed tropicbird), 2025 nucleotides. RefSeq names its product neuropilin 2 (gene NRP2). Gene Ontology annotation, molecular function: vascular endothelial growth factor receptor activity; semaphorin receptor activity. The record is from RefSeq and is a predicted model, not a curated record. The annotation marks the transcript as partial. Gene Ontology annotation, biological process: angiogenesis; vascular endothelial growth factor signaling pathway; axon guidance. Gene Ontology annotation, cellular component: membrane. Lineage: Eukaryota; Metazoa; Chordata; Aves; Phaethontiformes; Phaethontidae. The transcript has 11 exons.